Molecule: messenger RNA, 3721 nt
Organism: Schizophyllum commune H4-8
Lineage: Eukaryota; Fungi; Basidiomycota; Agaricomycetes; Agaricales; Schizophyllaceae
Exons: 13
Coding region: 223-1734 (503 amino acids)
Source: RefSeq, a predicted model, not a curated record
AUCACGUCCUGCUCGCUCGAAGGGGAGCAGACGGUUGCCGAGAUCAAGCAUCAGUGCGGCCCUGGACUCUCACGCCAUUGAAGGACGGCAAAUGGGCGAAGCGCCCAUGUUUGGUCAUGACAAAUGACCAGAUGACCAUGUUUCAUGAAACAGCGGGCACCGCGUUGUUAUAUACACGAGCGCGUCGUCUUAUCGUCCGGGUUUCUUCUCUCGACCUCCACCAUGAAGUGUCGCUCACGCUUGUCGUUGCUUCCGCCGCUCUUGGUGCAGUCCUUCUUCUGGGUUCCGGCAUGGGCGCAGGGAGCCAAGAUUUUUCAAUGGCAGUUUACGAACAACGCCAUCUCGCAGAACCUACCGUCCUGCCAGUCCUUCGACAUCACUAUCAAGUCGUACAACACUAGCGAGGAUCACAUGGGCGUCGGGCCGUACUACAUGCUCGCGUUCCCCAUAGGUGGGACGCCCACCGUGCAGCACAUCGGCGACAACAUAAGCGACCUCAGCUGGACCGUCGACCAGCCGCCAGACUCGCAACUCUUCCUGUCCGUGAUCGAUUCAAAUGACACAGCCGGCGGCGUGCCGCCACGCCUAUACAACGUUGUGACCGGGCAGUCGACUUCUUGCAUUCAGGACCAGGAUAACAACUUCACGGUGUCCGCCAACGUCACGGACGAAAUCGAGACGUGCCAGCCCUGGGGCCUCCGCAUCAAUGGCGGCACACCACCGUAUAACGUGUCCUUCAUGGCGAUCAAUAGUCUCUAUGUCACGAACGUGACGUUGGGCCCGGUGGACGAUGCGUUUACAUAUAUCGACCGCGCAGACCCAGGGUCGCAACUUAUUGCUGGCGUUUCGGAUUUGCAAGGACGCUGGGCCCACGGCUCGCCAGCAGUGCGGACAACAGGCAGCUCGGACGUGUCCUGCGUCGGCCUCGUGAGCGGUGGAGGAACUCAAGCAGAGCUCGAUCAAGAGGAGAAGGAUCGCGAACAAGCGGAGCGUGACAAGGAGCACAAACGCACCGCGACUAUCCUGGGAUGUGUACUCGGUCUCGGCAUACCGCUGCUUCUAGGCAUCGCCGGCUUCUUCUGGUGGCGAAGGCGUAGAAACGGCGGCGCGGGCGGUGCCGUUCUCGACAGCCCGAAUCUCGCCCCCACCGCGUACUACGACAGCCCGCGGCAGACCACGCAAACGAGCCCGACGGUCACGGUUGGCGCGAACAAGUCGCACGGCUCGCUCGGUCACGGCUACACCAACAACUCGCAGAUGUACAGCCCGGACUCGACGGCGAGCGGCGCGUCGCGGUUCAACGAGCACGGCAUUGCGCCGCACGACGCGUACGCACAGAGCCAGGGCCAGACGACGCAUGAGCAGACCAGCAACGCGGGUUCCUCGCACCCCGGGCGCAACAGCGGCGGCACGGACCCCGCGGCGUUCCCCGGCUUCACGUCCUACUCGAACAGCCGGCGUUCGGCGAAGGCGGCGGAGGCUGCCUUGCACGCGGGCGGCGGGGAGGAGAUGAGCGCGUACCACCCCUCGACGUCGCGCCAGCUGCCGCCGGAGCCCAACCCGGGCGCGUACCCGAUGGCGCCCCUGGGCGCUGCGGGCGCGCCGGGGGCGGACGGGCACCCCGCGGACGAGGUCAUCUUCCAGCAUCGCGACGCUGGCCCUAGUCAGCCCAUCGUGCGCGAGCUCCCGCCGCCGUACAUCGACCGAAGCGACGAUAACCCACACCAGGCAUGAGUCGCCAGCUGGCUUCCCUUCCCGCACAUUGACUUUCUUCGCUUCUCCUCUAACCUGUACUCACCCGCCCACUCAUCCGCCAACCUACGCACCCUCCGUCCUACCCUUCCAACGACCGCCACGACCGUUGACGAGCCGGCCCGCCCGCCCACGACCGUUGACGCGCGCGCCUCGUCCGCCGCGCACCCCUGCGCGCCGGAUCUCGCGUCUGCACCUCACCUGCACCCGCCGCGUUAUGCACCUGUGUACGAGUUAUGUACCCUCCUGCGUACGGCCUUAUUUAUCCCUCGCGCUGUCGGCCCCCUGCCCCCUUCUUCGACAGACGAGGAUACUCUACCUUCCCGCUUCUAUUGACGGCCGUGUCGGUGCCGCUCGUUUGUAUCUCCUCUUGGAAUUGAGACCUUUGUUGAAUCCGGCUCGGUCGGUCGGUGGACGGCGCGCAACUGGUCGAACAACGGCGAAAUCAUCACUCCUCGUCGCUGUUGGCCUCGUCACUGUUGGUGCAUGGUCGGCUGAUGGUCAUCGUCGGUCGGUCAAAAAACGCAAUGAGCCCCCCUCGACUCGCAAUCGGAUUCGGAGAACUCCUGGUUUGAGGCUUCUGUUAUACCGUCGGCCAAUUGACUUUCUUCCAUUUUAUAUUCGGGGUAUGGACGUCGGACUUUGCUUUGUUGUUCUCAGUAGUCUCGCAUGGCAGACACUCUUUCACUCUCGUUAUCCGUCGUGGCUGGACUCGGCCAGCUCAUGUACUUAUGUAUUAUCAGGCGAGGCGAAUAAUAUAUAGCACCUCUCUGCACAAGGGCUCGGCGCUGUGUGAGCGAGUCGGGCAAGCCGUGCGGCUGCAGUAAGUUGAGCUAUAGAUACAGUCGGUAGAUGAGGAGGUAUGAGAGCGUAUGUGCCAUGAACCGUGAACGAGCUGCGUCUUGUACGCCGGCGCAGAAGCAGCAGACGGCGGCGCCCUCAUGUGAUCUUCCACUUCUCCAUCGUUGCGCUGACCAGGCGCGUCAUUUCCUUCCGCGCCUCGCGCUUCGCGCUGUUCGUGAUGCCCUCCAGCGCCUCCAGAUCGCUUGGUGAGUUCAUGAGCGGGUCGAACUCAAGCACGUGGCCGUCCGUUGUUGCGAGCGUGAUGACGGAACGUGUCCGUGUUAGACGAGGUGUGGUAGUGGGCACAGUCGAGGGGUCCAGCAGCGUCGUGGUUGCCUGCGAAGUAGCAGCAGUAUUCUUUCCUGCCGGCGCAGUGACAUCUGUCUGCGAAUUGGAGCGCGAAUGGGUAGGAUCGGCGCGGAUGAGGAUGUUGCUCUUGACGCGCUUGAGGGUGCGCGUGCCAGAGGGCGGUGGCAUUGCGUCCGGCGCGCCUGAGCGGCUGGUGCUACCGGGGUAGAGCGGGGUCUUCGGGGGGAGGUUGAGAGUGGGGUUAAAUGUCGAGCUGGAGGGCACGCGCUGCUUGCUAUACAACGAUGGUUUCGAGGGUGAGGGGUUUCGUGCGGGGACGAAUGGUGGCUUGUGCGGGGUGGCGUGGCGCAUCGGCGUCCUGCGCACGUUGGACGGUGGCGGCUUCUUGACGGGGGAAUGGAGGCGCGCGUUCUUGCGCGCUUCAUUAUCCUCCUCGACCCACUUCCGCUUCUUGUUCAGCUCCUCGCGCUCGCGCCCUCCGACUUCCUGCAGGCGCUCCAUAGGCCCGCCGAUCGUUGCGGCCUGCAUGUCGCCGUUGUACUUGUCGCGAAGCUCGCGCAGGGUCAUGUUCCGGACGUGCUUUGGUAUCCGGCCAAUGAGAUUCUCCUGGUGCUGUCGGAACUGGUCUAUGCUGAGCUGCAGCCAUCGCCUCAUCUCUUCCGUUCGCUGCUCGACUUCGAACUCAAAGUUCUCGAUUACUAUUUGCUUGUUGAUCUGUUCGGUAUAAUCACCCAUGGCAUUGUAAGUGUCUAUGGGAGGUAGGUGGUGGGCUAUUGCAGUUGACAUCGUGACCGACGUUGCGCAACGUAGGAGGCGG